Messenger RNA from Aspergillus novofumigatus IBT 16806, 879 nucleotides. RefSeq names its product F-box protein. Gene Ontology annotation, molecular function: protein binding. Lineage: Eukaryota; Fungi; Ascomycota; Eurotiomycetes; Eurotiales; Aspergillaceae. The transcript has 3 exons. The record is from RefSeq and is a predicted model, not a curated record. Bases 1 to 879 code for a protein of 292 amino acids.
AUGCCAUCAUCUGCCGAGCAAACUUUCAGCAUCUAUGAGCUUGCUGAGCUUAUAAUCCUGCAGCUGAAUAAUCCUGUGGAAAUCGCUCGCGCCCAGCGAGUUUGCCGUAACUGGAGAGACGUUAUCCAAACAUCCCCGGCCCUCCAGGAGGCCUGCUGGUAUCAAUCCAAUACUAGGGAUGCUCAAACGCGGUCAAUCUCCAGUGAACAGACAUGGAAACUGAACCCUGCUUUCAACCGAAUAGGCAUCUCAAUUUCCAGAGAUGCAGCAAAGGGUGGAGAUCAAGACCAGGGGGAUUUCAGCUUAGGGGAAGACAUCUACGACAAACCUGGAUCAUGGACGACCAUGCUGGCCACGCAGCCUCCCUGCCAGCGAAUGCUGUUUGAAUGCUACGGCGACUAUUGCGAUGAUGAGAUAAUGUCCUAUCUAAUCGUAUCCAGGGCCGGUUCUCUCCUUAUGGGCGACGUCAUGGCUGUUGUAGCAGAAUGCCGGAAUCGACAGCAAUACGGCCUAGAUCGCUGGUGUGGAGUACGCCACUAUACAGGCCAGUUAGUCCGAUGGGAGGAGGACUACUGGGAACCCUAUUCCUGGGUUGCUCUUGACGAUAUGCCGGAGAAUGUGUCAAUUAAUGUUGCGAUCGAGAUGCCUUUUGGAUUCGGGGCUCACUUUCUGCAUGAAAUGAUCCUGCAUAAGAUGAUCAUGCCAAAAGGGCAUGAAUAUCGGUGGGACUAUGCUUCAUCGGUCCCUCAAUACCGCCCUGUCAGCAAGUCAAAGUACAAGGCAAAUCUGUUGGCUGUACAGCAGCAUCAGGAGGGAUAUCUGUCGACUUGCAGCAAUGUCUUCCGCUUACUGUCUGAUGUGAAGCAAUUAAUAACAUGA